UAGUUUCGAUAUCUCGAGUUCUUGCGCGUCCUUAUCAAUAUGAGGAUUUUUACAAAGACCCAGUACCUGAUGUGAACAAUCGUCACCAUCCGAAAAUUCAUGAGCAACUUAAUCUUCCAUACUGGCUUAAAGUUGUUCUUACAGUUAUUUUAGUUCUACUAGGUGGUUUGUUUGCGGGGUUGACGCUGGGAUUGAUGAGUUUAGAUGAAACAAAUCUUCAUAUUCUUGCUACGUCUGGUGACGCUCGACAACGGAAAUUUGCUUCACGAAUUAAGCCUAUACGUAAAAAUGGGCAUAUGCUUCUGGUCACUCUUCUUCUUGUUAAUGUAUUAGUCAACGAAACACUUCCGAUAAUCAUGGAUGACGUGAUGGGCGGCGGCGGUAUAACAGCAAUUUUAGUUUCUAGCGUUCUUAUCGUUAUCUUUGGGGAGAUUAUUCCACAAGCUAUUUGUUCUAGAUAUGGACUUGCCGCCUGUAAGAAUAUUGAUGUGGCUGACCCAAAAUUAUUGGAUAAAGUUCUCGGUGAAAAUCAUGGUAUAAUUUAUCGCCGUGCGGAAUUGAAGGAAUUAAUUAAUUAUCAUGGAUCUUCUACUAAACAUGGGGGUGAUCUUGUUACGGAUAGCGUCACAAUUAUUCGUGGAGCACUUGAUCUUCAAGAUAAAGCAGUCGAAAUUGCGAUGACACCGAUUGAUAAGGUUUACAUGUUACCUAUAGAUACUGUCAUGGAUAGAAUAACCAUGCGAGAGAUUUAUUCAACAGGUCACUCAAGGAUUCCCAUAUUUGGAGGAUCACGUCAAAAUAUCAUUGGCGUUUUGCUGACCAAGUCCUUAAUAAUGUAUAGUCCAGAUGAUGCUCGUUCGUUAAAAACCUUUCCUAUAAAUACCAUUCCUACAGUCUCAGCCGAGACACCUUUAUUUGAUAUUUUAAAUACAUUUCAAGAUGGCAGAAGUCACAUGGCCAUUGUGGUUAAAGGGGAGGAAAAUAAGCCUAUUGGUAUAAUAACAUUGGAAGAUGUUCUUGAAGAAUUAAUUCAAGAAGAAAUUUAUGAUGAGUCGGAUACACGAAUUG
Messenger RNA from Racocetra persica, 1068 nucleotides. The record is from the annotation of a GenBank genome assembly. NCBI's taxonomy places the organism in Eukaryota, Fungi, Glomeromycota, Glomeromycetes, Diversisporales, Gigasporaceae.